UGGCAGAUUGGGACCACAAGUGUCUGGCAGUGUGGGCUGGGACCUUGUCACUGAGGCAGAGUCAUUUCAGGGCCCCCGAAGCAACUGCCGCAUGCUCUGCUGAGCACGGUACCAUGCUUCCCCGCUUCCUUCUGCUGCUGAGCAUCUUGGGCCCUGGCCACAAUCUUCAGUUGUGGGGCACCUGGGACCAGGGAACCAAGGAAGCCUUGAGCUCUGUGCAUCUCCGGGAACGGAGACAGGCAGACGUGGAUGAUAAUUAUGAGUACCCUGACUAUAGCCCAGAUGGCACAGAUCCCCCAGAAUUGCUGACAAAUGACACCAACACUGUGGCUGCACACACUGAGCCCCUGACCACAACCGUCAUGCUGGAGCAGAGAGGUUCUGGAACCUCUGAGUCAGCCACUGCCCAGGUUACCGCCACUAGCCCUGCUGGCCGAGAUGCAGGGGGGCUGGCUGUUGGAAUGCUGAGCACGGAGUCUGCCACACAGUGGAAGCCAACCACAGUGGAGAUGACUAUCCAACCAGCAGCCACGGAGGCAGAGACCUCACAGCCAAUACCCACGGAGGCAGAGACCUCACAGCCAGCAGCCACGGAGGCAGGGACCUCACAGCCAGCAGCCACGGAGGCAGAGACCUCACAGCCAGCAGCCACGGAGGCAGGGACCUCACAGCCAGCAGCCACGGAGGCAGGGACCUCACAGCCAGCAGCCACGGAGGCAGGGACCUCACAGCCAGCAGUCACGGAGGCAGAGACCUCACAGCCAGCAGCCACGGAGGCAGGGACCUCACAGCCAGCAGUCACGGAGGCAGAGACCUCACAGCCAGCAGUCACGGAGGCAGAGACCACCCAGUUUUCCAGGAGUCAGGUUGUAAAAAGUCGGUUCACAGAGUCCACAACCACAGAAGCCCCUUGCACAGAUCCCACUGCCACGGAGACCAGGUCCACAGAGCCUACUGACUCUAUCAUCUUCCUUGGGCCAUCUGUGAGUCACAAGGACAAGGAUGAGGCAACUGGCCACUUCAAUGGCAAUGGUUUGAAGAAUGAGCUGUUUGUGACCCCUGGGAGCUCCCUGGCUACAACGACCCCAGUGACCUCCGACCUCAUUCCCGUGAAGCAAUGCCUGCUGGCCAUCCUCAUCUUAGCCUCUCUGGCCACAAUCUUCCUCGUGUGCACGGUGGUGCUGGCGGUCCGCCUUUCCCGGAAGAACCACAUGUACCCGGUGCGGAACUACUCCCCCACGGAGAUGAUCUGCAUCUCAUCCCUACUACCCGAGGGGGGCGAAGGGGCCCCUGUCACGGCCAAUGGGGACCUGCCCAAGGUCCAGGACCUGAAGACAGAGCCCAGUGAGGACCGUGAUGGGGAUGACCUCACCCUGCGCAGCUUCCUUCCUUAGCCCCCUGGCUACCUGAGCAAGACCCUUGCUGGCUUCACCCUCCAUGCCCACCCACUGGUCACCAAGGCCACAGAUCGAGGCUACCUGGGUGAACUUUCUCCAUAGGGGUUGUGAGGGAAGAGACCUUGACCCACCCCAGUCAUGGCCCAGAACCUCCAAGGUCCUGCAGCUCCUGCUUCAUUCAUGGGGCCUGGUGGCCUCUAGGCCAAGGGCCACCGUAGCAGUUGCUGCUCCUGGACCCCUCUCUCUACCUGUUCGCUGUUUUUUCUGGGACCCCCUUCACCUCCCCAUCCUCCCAUCCUCCCCCCCCCCCCCCCCCGCCAGCUCCGCCAAUGCCUCCCAGUGCUGUGUGACUUCCUGCAGGGUCACUGGAGUCCUGACCCUCACAUCCCCAAGAAAGAGUUCCCUUACCAGACU
Molecule: messenger RNA, 1811 nt
Organism: Onychomys torridus (southern grasshopper mouse)
Lineage: Eukaryota; Metazoa; Chordata; Mammalia; Rodentia; Cricetidae
Gene: Selplg
Product: selectin P ligand
Exons: 2
Coding region: 114-1394 (426 amino acids)
Biological process (GO): leukocyte tethering or rolling; hemopoiesis
Cellular component (GO): plasma membrane
Source: RefSeq, a predicted model, not a curated record